Messenger RNA from Arachis stenosperma, 1688 nucleotides. RefSeq names its product actin-related protein 4-like. The record is from RefSeq and is a predicted model, not a curated record. Gene Ontology annotation, biological process: regulation of transcription by RNA polymerase II. The transcript has 20 exons. NCBI's taxonomy places the organism in Eukaryota, Viridiplantae, Streptophyta, Magnoliopsida, Fabales, Fabaceae. Gene Ontology annotation, cellular component: NuA4 histone acetyltransferase complex; SWI/SNF complex. Gene Ontology annotation, molecular function: chromatin binding. The coding region runs from base 132 to 1469 and encodes 445 amino acids.
CUUCUUCUCUUCCAUUGCACCUGAGUCCUGACCUGAGCUAACUUCUUUCUUGGCUUCAUUUCUCGUUCCUUGCGCUCUCACACUCAGACCCCCGAAAAGAACCCACAUUUUCGUUUGCACAAACCCUAGAGAUGUAUGGCGGUGAUGAAGUUUCAGCGAUAGUGAUUGACUUGGGGUCCCACACAUGCAAAGCUGGUUAUGCUGGUGAAGAUGCUCCCAAGGCUGUUUUCCCCUCUGUUGUUGGUGCAAUUGAUCAAAUGGACAUUAAUGGGCAUGGCGAUGGUGAGGAGAACUUGGGAGCUGCUGCAGAAUUGCCAAACAAUGCCAAAAAUCUUGAUUCUGACAAAACCAAGGGAAAAUGCAAGCUUUAUGUAGGAUCCCAGUCCUUGGGGUAUCGCAGAGACUACAUGGAGGUGCUGUCACCACUGAAGAAUGGAGUUGUUGCUGACUGGAAUAUUGUAGACAACAUAUGGGAUCAUGCUUUGAGGGAUUGUCUAUUGGUUGAUCCUAAAGAGCGUCCAAUGCUACUUUCUGAGCCAUGUAAUAAUACUCAAGAGCAGAGAGAAAGGACAGCAGAGCUGAUGUUUGAAAAAUACAAAGUACCUGCAUUGUUUUUGGCCAAGAAUGCUGUCCUCACAUCAUUCGCAUCAGGGCGCGCUACAUCAUUAGUAAUUGAUGGUGGUGGAGGAUCAACAACCGUUGCCCCAGUGCUUGAUGGUUAUGUUCUUCAAAAGGCUGUGACAACUUCUCCCAUUGGAGGAGAAUUUCUGACAGAUUGCUUGAUGAAAAGUUUGGAAGGCAAAGGUAUCACAAUAAAACCGAGGUAUGCAUUCAAGAAAAAGGAAAUACGGCCAGGAAAUAUUCAGACUGUAAACCUUGAUUUUCCCCAUACAACUGAAAGCUACAAACUCUACUCCCAGAGAGUGAUUGCUAGUGACAUCAAGGAAUGUGUCUGCCGAGCCCCAGAUUCUCCAUAUGAUGAGAGUUCAUAUUCUAACAUUCCAAUGACCUCAUAUGAGCUUCCUGAUGGCCAGAUAAUUGAAAUUGGAUCCGACAGAUUCAAGAUUCCUGAUAUUCUUUUUAAUCCAUCGCUGGUUCAGACAAUACCGGGCAUGGAGAGCUUUGCUGAAAUUGCUCAUUCAGUUCGUGGUCUACCAAAAAUGGUUAUAGAUAGUAUUAAUAAGUGUGAUGUUGAUAUCCGAAGAGAACUCUUUGGUAGCAUAAUGCUUACUGGUGGCACAGCUUCAAUGCAACAAUUGAAGGAACGCAUUGAGAAGGAGUUGCUUGAGGAGUCCCCUCAAGCUGCUAGGGUAAAAGUAUUCGCAAGUGGAAAUGCAACUGAAAGAAGGUUCAGUGUUUGGAUAGGGGGAAGCAUACUGGCGUCUCUAGGCUCCUUCCAGCAGAUGUGGUUCUCCAAGUCUGAGUAUGAAGAACAAGGUGCUUCCUACAUUCAAAGAAAGUGCCCGUGAGUUUCCAAGAAUGUCAUACGGGCUUCUUUCGUUUCCAUUGGUGACUGAAGCUGUGCUAGUAACAGUGCCCUUGGUCAAAAUUUAUUUAAUAUUUAUGUCAUUCUAAUUUGUGCUGUUGCCUUUUUCAAUGUUUUAAACUUAUUAUCUAUGGUUAAGCUCCUAUAACUUAUUGUAUUGUAGCAUUUUAAUUAUACAUCAGAUUCACACUGAUUCACAUCA